GUACAACACACCGUGCUACCAACUUUGCGGUGCGCCGGCCGAAACUUUUUCGUGCCGCCGUCAGUGGCGAUGCCGCAGCCGUUCGGAGCUUUAUUAUCGCCGCCGCCGUCGUUACGGCGCACCCGUAUCGCAGCUUUCGCCGCCGCCGCCGCCGUUUCGUAUCGCCGCUUACGGCCAACGUCGCCGUCGUCGUCGUCGGUGCCGCCGUCCGACGGCAGCAGCACUAACGACAAUAACAACAACAACAACGCGUCCGACACCACCGGCCCUUAUCGCUGCCGCUGAUUCCGUCGCGCUCGCAGUGGUCAGUCGCACCGCCGAGUGCACGUUCGCCCCGCACGGCCGUCGCCGUUGCCGUCGUCGUCGUCCCGAUCGGUGCCGUUGUCGUCGUCGUCGCUGUCGCUGUCGCCGUUAUUGCCACUGCCGUCGCAGUCGCCGUCGCCGCUUUUGUAUUAUCGAACGGCGGCCGCACCUCAGCACGCUCGCAAAGCUAUUAUCACUCUCAGGUACAGUCGCUGCUAUUAUCAACGUUCUCGUCGAACACACGAGAUUCCCAUCAGCACUGACGACACCGCCGCCACCACCGCUACCGUCGUCGUCGUCGUCGCCGCCAAUACUACUGUCGCUAGCACAACCUCCACCGCCGCCGCCGCCGCCGUCGCCACCACCACCACCACAGCCGCCGCCGCCACCGAGUGUAGUACGACCGCUACGAUACUAUUACUACGACUCGCCACGCGUCACCGUUUUUGUUCAUAAUCAGAAAACAUCGUAGCUGACACAAAAAUGUCCCUCCUCAACGUUAAAGUAAAAAUGGCUCGUUAUGUUGGAGACCAAGCGCCACAAUUCAGCACAUAUGCCACGUUAAAACUACAAAAUGUUAAGUGUACUACCGUCACGGUUAAAGGACCAAAUCCUUGUUGGCAACAGGAUUUUCUAUUCGAAACAAAUGACGUUAAUACUGGUCUGUUGGUGGAAGUGUGGCGCAGAGGGUUUCUCUUGGACUACGCGAUAGGAUACCACAUGGUCAGCUUACCAACAGUGCGUUACUCCAACGAGGAUGGCGAAGGAGAUUGGGUAUCUUUAGAUGCUGAACUUGAAAUGAGCGACGGUGUAGUGACUGGUACCAGGUGUCCUACAGGACAUUACCUUUUGAUUGAUGCUAGGUUCGAACUACCUUUUGGCCCUUACGAUCCACCGACUGGUUGGAAAGAAAUCUUAGGAGAGCUGGAUAACUCCAACACGGCUCCGCCGAGCGCCAGUGCAUCAGGAGGUCAAGCCUUAUUGUGUGUAGACAAUGACGAAAUCUGUGAUAUUGUGGACUAUCAGAAAAAAUUCGAAAUCCUAAACACUUUUGAACAGGACUCAAGAUCUGAAGAUGUUUCAGCACAAUUUCAAUAUUAUGGGCAGUCUGCAGGUAAUUCAGAAGAUAGCGAUUAUACAAGCGAUUUUAAUUAUCCAAUAUGUCAACAACAAGCAAAUUCUUCAGCCUCUCAGUUUAGAAAUCUCGCUGAUCAAUUAGAAAUGAGUCCUUGCAGUAGUCCAGAUCAUCCAAAUACAAAAACCUCAGCUGGUAGUCAACAUCUAUAUGACUCUCAAAGGUAUGAAGAAAGGAGGGUUCCAGAAGAAGAUUUGUAUUAUAAUAGUAGGCCAAAUACUUAUAAAGACCACAAAAGGCGAAAAAAUGACUACAAAAUAGGAACCAGUGAAUGGUAUGAUGAAGAGUCUUCAACAACAUUUCACAACCAAGAACAAUUUGCCACUUCUUCCAGACAUUCUUGUAAAAAGCAUAUUUCUAAAUACCAACAACGAAAGGCAAAUAAAAAUCGGAGGUUAAGUUUGGAAAGACAAUCCGCUUUGUAUCGACCUACUUAUUACGAAGAAUUUUAUGAUAAUAGGGACCAAUUUGAACCUUAUGACAAUAAACAAAAUUGUGAACAAGUGAUUCCAUAUGGACCAGAAAAGUAUUACAAUGAUGGACCCAACGAUGAAAUUUACAACUACGAUAAUAGUUAUAGUUAUGCGGACCAAAAAGAGGAAGAUAGUCAAUGGGAUGGCGGGGGUGUUGGAGAGUACUACUAUUCGCCUGGGUCGAGUAGUGACACUCAACAGCUAAAAACCACAUACCCCGUUCAGCAAGAAGUCGAUGAAGAAAACGAAGAGGUAUAUUUUUCACCAAACCAAAGUUAUGAAGAUCGUCAUUAUAAUGAAAUUCCUUACGAAGUAUCAUCACCAGCUGUACCAGCUCAAAGGCAUAAACAACUUCCCGAAAUACCCAUUAAAAAAACACCUUAUAUGGAUUAUUACUCAAAUUCUUAUUAUAAUGAACAAGUAUCAAGUACCAAAAAAAUGUUACCUCAAAUACCUCUCUCUCGUAUCAAGCAAUCGCCUUCAAUGCCACAAACUUAUCAAAAAAUUCAGCGAAGACCCAGUAUUGAUCAGAGGUCUAGUUCAUUGGAUCAUAAAGAUGGAGAUUAUACAUAUACAGAAACUAUAAAUAAAGAGCAAUUUGAAGAGUACGAUGAUGGAUAUUAUAACGAUAACCUUAACUUACAGCACGAAAAACAGUACGCACAAAAUAAUUCAAUGAGUUUAACUAGUACGAAUAAUGAAUAUGAAAGUCAAAGAGAUAUCAUAAAUGAUAAAAAAGAAGAGACCGAAGGAUUUAACCGUAGGGAUACAUUUAUGAAGUUUUAUCAAAGAACAGUGAAACAUUUAGAAAAUCCUAGAAGUUUUUUUCAACAACACAACGAUUCAGCAGAAUCACAAGAAGAUCAUAAAGAGGAAUCUUUUGAAACGGCUGUAUCAUCAGUAAGUACGUCUAACCGACGUUGGAUGCAAGAAGUACCUUCGCCAAAAACAAAUAGUUAUGAACAGUAUAAACCUAAAGAAGAUACGUCAUCUUCUGUUGGUUAUACAUUAAGGCAACAGGAAUCCACUGAUAGUUAUCAAGAUGAAUUAUUACCAAUGGAGGACCACAAUGACGAACCGGAAUCACCUAGGGUAUUACCAGAAAUUCCCACUUCCACCGGUUCUGUUGAUUUGUUUUCCAGUCCCAUAAAACAUUAUCCACCUUCUUUAUCACAACAACAGCAACAACAUCAACUACAACAGCUACAACAGCUACAACAACAGCAGCAGCAACAACAACAACAACAACCACAACAACUACAACAACAACAACAGCAGCAGCAGCAACAACAACAGAUACAACAAAAACAGCUACAGCAAGAACAACAAGAUAGUAUUGAAGACCAAGAGGAUGAUGAUCAACUGGAUCUGGAAGAAGAAAAAGAGUUAUCAGUUGAAGAAGUUAGACCUCCAGAACCAACAGCUCCUGAAGAGAAAAGUAAUUUGGCAAGAAUGCGAUGGCACAAAGCAUAUAACAAGAUCGUUCAUCAGUUAAAUAAUGGAAGAGGGAGCGGAGAAAACAUUAAUAGAGCGAAUGGACACCCUGGAGACAAUCCGUUUUAUAGCAACAUCGACAGCAUGCCGGAUAUUCGACCCAGGAGAAAAUCUAUCCCUCUUGUCUCGGAACUGGUUCUCAAGACAAUGGCUGCCACAAAAAGAAACGCAGGACUGGCAUCAGGAGUUCCACGUCCGACUCUCAACGACGAAGAGCUGAAAAUGCACGUAUACAAAAAAGCUCUGCAAGCUCUAAUCUAUCCAAUAUCAUCGACUACACCGCAUAAUUUCGUCUCGUGGACUGCAACUUCACCGACGUAUUGUUAUGAAUGUGAAGGGUUGCUGUGGGGCAUCGCCCGACAAGGGGUACGGUGCACCGAAUGCGGGGUCAAGUGCCACGAGAAGUGUAAAGAGCUCUUAAACGCCGACUGUUUGCAAAGAGCGGCCGAAAAAAGUUCCAAACACGGUGCCGAAGAUAAAGCGAUCUCAAUUAUACAGGCAAUGAAAGACAGAAUGUUGCAACGCGAACGAGAUCACCCAGAGAUUUUCGAACUUAUCAGAUCAGUGUUCGGCGUGGAGGAGAAAAGCCAUCAGGGUCAUAUUAAAGCAGUGAAACAAUCGGUUUUGGAUGGUACCUGCAAGUGGUCAGCAAAAAUUGCCAUCACAGUAAAAUGUGCUCAAGGGCUCAUUGCUAAAGACAAAAGUGGUACAUCAGAUCCAUACGUAACUGUUCAAGUGGGUAAAGUUAAAAAAAGAACGCGAACUAUGCCUCAAGAGCUCAAUCCUGUUUGGAAUGAAAAAUUUUAUUUCGAGUGCCACAAUUCUUCGGAUCGUAUUAAAGUCAGGGUAUGGGACGAGGACAACGACUUGAAAUCGAGACUCAGGCAAAAAUUAACUAGAGAAUCGGACGAUUUUUUAGGACAAACUAUUAUCGAGGUUCGGACGUUGUCGGGUGAAAUGGACGUUUGGUACAAUCUUGAAAAAAGGACUGAUAAAUCAGCGGUAUCCGGUGCUAUUCGAUUACAUAUCAAUGUAGAAAUUAAAGGAGAGGAAAAAGUCGCUCCUUAUCAUAUCCAAUACACGUGUCUUCACGAAAACUUAUUUCACUCAUUGUGUGAAAAUAAUGCUGGAAUAGUCCACCUACCUCAAGCUAAAGGAGAAGAUGGGUGGAAAACGUAUUUUGAACCUCCUGCACAGGAUAUUGUCGACGAAUUCGCUAUGAGAUAUGGCAUAGAAUCUAUUUACCAAGCAAUGACACACUUUCAUUGUCUUUCAACAAAAUAUUUAUGUCCUGGUGUCCCAGCGGUAAUGAGUACUUUGUUAGCAAAUAUCAAUGCCUACUAUGCACACACAACAUCCAGCUCAGCCGUUAGCGCAAGCGACCGUUUUGCAGCAUCGAAUUUUGGAAAAGAAAAAUUCGUAAAGCUGCUUGAUCAGCUACAUAAUUCGCUCAGAAUAGAUUUAUCAAUGUAUAGAAAUAACUUUCCAGCAUCCAGUCAAGAAAAAUUAAUGGAUCUUAAAUCAACUGUCGAUUUAUUGACCAGUAUUACAUUUUUCAGAAUGAAGGUACAAGAACUUUCAAGUCCACCAAGAGCUAGUACCGUUGUUAAGGACUGUGUUAAAGCAUGUCUAAGGUCAACUUAUCAAUUUCUAUUCGCUAAUUGUUACGAUUUAUACGGCAGAGAAUAUCAGACUGAUCCAAAUGAAAAAAGAGACGAAGACACGGGACCAAAGUUAGAUGAUUUAGGCUUUUGGGAUAAACUUGUAGCACUCGUUGCUUCCGUAAUCGAAGAAGAUAGAAAUAGUUAUGCGCCUGUUCUGAGUCAAUUUCCAGCAGAACUUAAUAUAGGACAGUUAUCCGCAGCAACAAUGUGGAGCUUCUUUGCCGUAGACAUGAAGUAUGCUCUAGAAGAACAUGAAACACAUAGACUUUGUAAAACUUCAGCGUACAUGAACCUCCAUUUUAAAGUAAAAUGGCUAUUUACUAAUUACGUAAAAGAUGCACCGCCGUACAAAGAUGCAAUACCCGAGUACCCAUCUUGGUUUGAACCGUUUGUAAUGCAAUGGCUAAAUGAAAACGACGAUGUGUCUUUAGAAUAUUUGCACGGAGCUUUUAACAGGGACAAAAAAGAUGGGUUCCAAAGAAGUUCAGAGCAUGCAUUAUUUUCCAACUCAGUGGUAGACGUAUUCACUCAGCUUACACAAUGUUUUGGAGUUAUAUCGAAAUUGGAAUGUCCUGACCCAGAGAUAUCCAAUCGAUACAUGAAAAGACUUGCUAAAACAAUUGUCAAAGUGUUAUUGGCAUACGUAGACAUAGUUCAAAAAGAAUUUGAUGCUAAAGAACUAGAUGAAAGAACUGCUUGUAUAUUAAUGAAUAAUAUUCAACAACUACGAGUACAACUAACAAAAAUGUUUGAAUCAAUGGGUGGCAAACAACUGGAAGAAGAUGCUACAGAUAUUUUAAAUGACUUACAAACGCAAUUAUUAAAAGCUUUAGAUGAACUAUCUGGAAAAUUCGGAAAAAGUUUGGAACCACAGAUAAAGAAAAGCGUCAAAGAACUUGGUGAGUUAUUACAAAGUAUUAAAGGAGGUAGCCAAAAUCCACAGCAAGUAUCUAUGAUGGAAGUAGACGAAAUAUUAAGACCAUUGAUGGAUCUAAUGGAUGGCUCAUUAUCAUUAUUUGCUCAAACUUGUGAGAAACCUGUACUAAAACGAAUUCUUCGUGAAUUAUGGAAACUUGUAAUAAGAAUAUUGGAAAGAUCAGUAGUCUUACCGCCAAUGAUGGAUAAAAGUAUGAUACUGAAAAAUCUUAGUGAAAACGCUAGAUCACUGGCAGCUAAUGCUAGAAUUGAAGACAUGUCCAGAUUAAUUAGAAACCAUAUGGCUGGAAAACAAGAUGUUAAAAAUGCUUUAACAGGAGUGAUGGAUAUGGAAAAGAACUUAAAUACUAAGCAGUGUAGGGUCUUAGAAUCUGCAUUAAAAACAAUAAAAACAUACUUCCAUGCUGGUGGAAAUGGAUUGAAAAAGAAGUAUUUGGAUAAAAGUUCAGAUCUUUUAUCUUUAUGUUAUGCUCUGUCACUUUACACAAGAUCCACAGAUGAACUCAUCAAAACGUUUGUGUUGUCGCAACUGCAUCAAGUACCACAAAAAAAUGAUCCAUUACCACGACAACCAUCACUAAUGAGUGGUACUGAGGUAAAAGAUGAAAUGGACGAAAUGGAUUAUGAUGAGGACGACGAAACCGAAGAGGAAGAAGCAUUAGAUGAAGCAGAAGAAGAUGUAAAAUCAAUGGGAAGUCGAAUGGAAAAACUUUUUGAAAUUUCAAGAAGACCAUUACAAGAAAAUUACGUAUAUGAAGAACCUUAUGGAGAAAUUUCUAUUAACGUUUACAUUGAAACACAUCCAACAAAUAACGAAUUUAAGCUCACUGUAACAGUGGUUGCAGCUAAUACACUGGUAUGGCCAACAACUGGUAUGUUCCGCCCGUUUGUCGAGGUAAACCUCAUUGGACCGAGACUAGCGGACAAGAAAAGAAAACAGUCGACGAAGAGUAAGUCGGGUAGUUGGAGCCCUAGGUACAACGAAGCGUUCGUUUUUUCGAUUAGCGCCAUCGAAGAUUUAGAAUGUUACGAAUUGCAUUUUUGCGUGAAAGACUAUUGUUUUGCUCGGGAAGAUCGGCUCGUUGGCGUAGCAGUUUUACAGAUGCGACAUGUUCCAAUAAUGGUCCGUACCGGCGAAUGGUUAGGCCUCGGCAGGAGAAUACAAAUGAACGAGACUGGAUGGACAAUUUUACGGAUACUUUCGCAGAGGUAUAACGACGACGUAGCUAAAGAAUUCGUGAAGCUCAAGUCGGAAACCAGACAGGAAGACCAGUCGUCCAUACAAGGGUCGUAAACAAAAAUCGACACGGGUUUUUAUCGCCAGUAGUCUUCCAUUGAAAACAAUAAAAUUAAGACUAGUUAAAAUAAUAAAUUAACUUCAAAAUGUUACAAAAAAAAAAAAAAUGAAAAUCGAUCAAGAGUUGUGAAUAGUAAUAACUUAACGAGGGCUUAGAAACAAUGAAAGUUCUUGUUGCAAUUACUGCACUAUAGUCGGAAAGGUGAUAGUAUUCAUUUCAAAGCAAAAACAAAUAACGUUGGUCUUUUUCAUAUUCAUUUUUCAUGUAAAAAAUUAUAUACGUUCAUAGCUAUAAAUUCUUAAAGAAAAAAAAAACACAUUAAAAAUUGACCAACAUUUUGAGUUUUAAACAAAUCAACGGGACCAUUCUCAAAUUAAAAAUUAAUUAUUCAAUUUAGUACACUGCAGUGUUGGUUGUAAUGAUUGUAAAACUUUCUGUGUGGUAGUUAGAUACCCAGAAUGCCAGGGCGUCUGGAUGGAAUAGGGUGAACACCACUAAUUUUAAGGUGGCUUUGAGUAUUUUAAUAUUUAAACAUUUGUUGUUCUAAAUUCACAGUACAAUAUUUAGGUAAAUUAAAAUUCUACUGUAUAAAGAGGGACACGAUAUAUACAGGUGCGCCAUUCCGCAUUACCGAAAACUACCUACCUACAAUACGUAUUAAAUGCGCUCUGUUGUUUUUAAUAAACCAAUAUUUUUAUACAAAAAUGAUAUUCCUGCGUCGAACAUCCGCGGAUUAUGUUAUUUAUAUUAUUAUCUAUUCCUAGCACUUUGGACGUAACUAUAAUAUUAUAUAACGAGAUGGGACGUCAUUUUUUCUCCGAAAGUUCCGACAAAAUAUGUUGUUGCUGUUAUUGUUAUUGUUUUUGUUAUUGUAGUUGUUGUUGUUUCAAACGGGCCUCUACUCCGGAACCUUUGACCAGCGACAGGUUAAGCCAAAUCAUAUAAUCGAUCCAUAAACCGAUAACCAUCCGGUUGGGUGCGUAAUUGCGGAACGCAUUAUCGUUUUUAUCUCUUUAUAUUACUCUGCAGGUAAUCAUGUCUAUUCUAACACUCUGACUUAAGUAUGUAUUAUGUAAUAUACAUUUCCUUGGACUCGACGACUUGAUAAUACGAAAUAUCGGUCAUUUUAUUGUGAAACGCUUAUUGAAACAUUAAACAUAAAAUCUAUAUACAUGUUUAAACAUCAAUCGUAAUACCUAUAUACCUACCUAUACCUAUUUAAAUGCUUUGAACUUUUGCAACUCUAAUAAUAUAGUAUUAAAAUACCAUACACAUGUUAUAUAUACAAUAUAUAUUGACUUAUAACGUCUUCCAUUACAUCAUGUUAUUUUCUUCUAGUACGCAUCCAUUUCAUUGAUUUCGUGUUAAGUGAUUGAUUAUUCUUAUUUUCAUUCCAUUCGCUCGGUUAUUUUCUUGUAAUUUUACAUUUCUUAGUGUCUUUAAGUAUUUUUACUAUAAUAAUUUAAUACUAUUCGUUCUUGAUUGAUUUUCUAGGCUAUUGAGCAUUUUACAGAUAUAACAUUUAAAACUUCCUGGCGAACUUUAUGUAAACCAUAAAAAAUGUCAGGGGGCAAAUAAUAAUAGGCCUCAUUCUUAUACCUACUCUUAUUCCAAAUUUGCAUUAUUCACUUGAUAAUAUUCAAAAAAUUUUGGGAAACACCUAUUUUUUUAUUCAAUAGGUUAUAAUUUAUAUUAUAUCCGUCCUAAUACCCAAUUAUAUUAUUGGUCAAAAGGGUUUCACAUGUAAUAUUGUUUUCACAGCAAUAAUUAAUUCGUAUUCGUAUUGUAAAAAAUAUAUUUAACCCGACGCAUCGUUGAAUAUUAUUUACAAAAUAAAAUGUGAUAAAACAUCGAUAUAUUCAAAUUAUUUUUUAUCAAUUGUAUUGUAAAUUAAUUUUAAAACCAAUAUUUAUUAAUACCUACUAUAACAAUAUGUGUAUAUUAUGAAUUAACUAUUUAAGCUAGCAAAACUAUUGUAAACUACAUAAUGUGCAGGUGGCCUACGUUGAAAACUUUAUAAGAGAUUUUGUUUCAAAAGUUACCUUCCAAACUCUUAUCCAAAACACUCGUUAUGUUUAUUAUGUUAAUUUCCCAUACCUAACCAACCGUACCAUACAUAUCGAUCUAUCGUUUCUUAUUUUAUGUUGCUAUAAAUAAUUAUUGUAUUAGUAUUGUGCUAAUAAUAUCUAUUAAUCUAUUAAUUUAUUGCUAUAAUCAUGUUUGUAAGUUCAAGUAUAGGGGCCUUUAUUUUUUAUAUAAUAUAUAACCUAGACGUUGAAUAUUUUAGUCGAAUCUGUUAAACUUCGGUUUUAGAUUGUUAUAACAAACAUUUACUAUAUAUCGUCAUUAUGAUUAACCAGGGUAAACGUAUUAAGCAAUGUGUUGUUUUUGUAUUAAUAUUUUAUUGUAAUUAUGCACUUAUAAUAAUUUUUUAACAUUUUUUUUUUAUAUAUAUAAUAUAUAUACCAAAUUCGGUUUCUAUACAAACAUUUAUAAAAAAAAAAAAAAAAUGAAACAAAAAAGCAAGACAAUAUGAUAAUUAUAUUGUUUGAACCGAAACUAUUUAUUGUGUUACUGCCCAUAACGUAAUUUUUCGGUGUAUUUUCAAACGGUGUCUAUGAAAAAUUAUUAACUUGUCUAUGCUCCUCUAUUAUCUUAGUCUUAUACUUGAUAUUAUUAUUUUUGAUUUCAUUCAAAACGAGUAAGUUAUUAAUAUUGUUAUAUUUGAUUUGUAAAGAUAAAUGAAAUCAACAAUAAUACCUAAUCAUCUAUAUAUUUAAGCUGAAUAAAGUGCGCUUUUUGUCUAUACUUCCUAAUUUAAGUCCUCCUUGUUAUUUUUAAUUUAUAUAAACGGUAUGGCAUGGUAACGAUAAUAAUGCUGAUAAUAACAGCGCCUGUCACCGCCUACAAUACCAAUUAUAUUAUUACUUUUAUUAUUCUUAUUAUCAUUACUAAUGUCUGCCACUUUACCUUACUAUUACCACUAUACUAUAUAGUAUAUAUAUAUACAAUAUACAUACAUAUAUUUUUGAUUUA
Molecule: messenger RNA, 10339 nt
Organism: Aphis gossypii (cotton aphid)
Lineage: Eukaryota; Metazoa; Arthropoda; Insecta; Hemiptera; Aphididae
Product: protein unc-13 homolog B
Exons: 41
Coding region: 787-7299 (2170 amino acids)
Biological process (GO): synaptic transmission, glutamatergic; neuromuscular junction development; presynaptic dense core vesicle exocytosis
Cellular component (GO): presynaptic membrane; presynaptic active zone cytoplasmic component; synaptic vesicle membrane
Molecular function (GO): phospholipid binding; calcium ion binding; diacylglycerol binding
Source: RefSeq, a predicted model, not a curated record